UUAUAUUCUGAUUGGAAUGACAACAACUCAACAUUUAACAACAUUAACAUCACAGACCAUCUUCCUGGUUGUAAAUAUUCGUCUGAAAUGAUUCCAAAAUUUCCAUUCAUUACUUUGGACAAUAUUAUAUUUAUAUGUUUUCAGCUUUUCCAACUGUAUUUUUGUUUUAAUGCGGUGCUUAAUGAACAUAUUGUUCAAAUUAUAGCGAUCAAUGUCCUUAAUUUUGGAUGGUCUAUAUACGGAUUUGUAAUUACGAAUGUAUCAUAUGAACUUAAUAAUUUUAUUGAUUGUAUACCACCAAAUUCACCAGUCACCGUGGCUUAUUUAUCUUUUGAGUUGUAUGAUCAAUUUGGGUGGAAUAUUUACAAAAAAUUAGGGGGAGAUUUAAGAAUACAAGAACAUAAAACUGGAAUGAUAUUAUUCUUGGUUUUAUGGCUUGCAGCAAUUGCUGACUUCAUAUUAGUGUUUGCUGUCUCAAUUUAUGCGUUUAAAGUGAUUGGAAGUUUUUGGAUCUCCGGAUCAACUCUUGUUAUCCCAAAACCAGAAUUGAAUGGAGUUCCUAUAGGCAAAUUAGGACAACUUGAGCACAUUUGGAAUCUUGAAUAUGAUCCGGAUAAACCAAUUAUUGAUACAUGA
Messenger RNA from Cetraspora pellucida, 636 nucleotides. Lineage: Eukaryota; Fungi; Glomeromycota; Glomeromycetes; Diversisporales; Gigasporaceae. The record is from the annotation of a GenBank genome assembly.